AUGACUACCUUCAAGGAACUGAUUAGAGAUAUUGGCGACGCUCUUGGUGCGACCUCGGGUCUCGAUAGUGAGGAGGUUGAUCAUCGGGAGCUAAUCUCUCUGAUGGAACGGUACUCGUCCGAUAAGACAGAGUGGUUACCAUAUGCCUUCAGUGAUGCAAGCCGAAAUUACACUCGCAACCAAGUAUCAGACACGAACAAGAAAUCGAAUGUUCUGGUUAUUGUUUGGGAGCCAGGCAGAGGUAGUCCAAUACAUGACCAUGCUAACGCUCAUUGCAUCAUGAAGAUCCUGGGAGGCAGCCUCAAGGAGACAUUAUACGGACAGCCGCAACGAGAAGGCGACAAGCUGAAAUUAGCCAAGACUACGAUCUACGAAGAGAACCAGGUAACCUAUAUCAGUGACAAGAUAGGUUUACAUAAGGUCGAGAAUGCAUCCUUGACUGAUAGGGCGGUCAGUCUUCACCUCUACACGCCUCCUCAUGCGCACAACUACGGAUUCAAUCUCUUUGAUGAAACCACAGGAAAGAAGUCAUACGUCAAGACCACAGCAUUCUACUCUGAUCAUGGCAGAGUGUGUGACAACGCAGUAUCGGCGAGGAUGUAA
Lithohypha guttulata is the source of this 603-nucleotide messenger RNA. RefSeq lists its product as uncharacterized. NCBI's taxonomy places the organism in Eukaryota, Fungi, Ascomycota, Eurotiomycetes, Chaetothyriales, Trichomeriaceae. Gene Ontology annotation, molecular function: cysteine dioxygenase activity; ferrous iron binding. The transcript has 2 exons. The record is from RefSeq and is a predicted model, not a curated record. Bases 1 to 603 code for a protein of 200 amino acids. Gene Ontology annotation, biological process: L-cysteine catabolic process.